Fusarium venenatum is the source of this 1461-nucleotide messenger RNA. RefSeq lists its product as uncharacterized. The record is from RefSeq and is a predicted model, not a curated record. Gene Ontology annotation, biological process: spliceosomal snRNP assembly. Lineage: Eukaryota; Fungi; Ascomycota; Sordariomycetes; Hypocreales; Nectriaceae. Gene Ontology annotation, cellular component: nucleus; SMN complex.
AUGGCGGCUAAAAGAGACUUUGAGGAUGUCGAUGAAGGCGAUGCUUCAAAGCCUACACCAAAGCGAUCUAAGAAACACGGCGGCAAAGCGCGACAACAUCAAAACUCUGGCAUUGAUCCUACCUGGGGCCAGAAAUAUGUCUUUGCAGACAACGAGCAUGCGACAACGAUUCCCGCAGGCGAAGAGUCUGAUUUCGAGGACGAUGCAGAUGCCAUGGCAUAUUUAAACUCAGUUCGACAACAAGCUGCCGGAAUCCCCCAUUUACUCGUCGCACCUAAAGUCCAGAUCGGACCUCAGUUGCCCGCCGAACUUAGAGGUGAUGAUGAAGAUGAUGGAGAAGGACCCGUCGACAGGAGCAUAUACAACGACGGUAUUGGCGAUUCUCGGGGCUGGUACGAGGACGGCGCGUACAUGGCGAUGCCCGACGAAGCGAACGACGAGGGAAACUACGAAGAAGGAGAAUACCCAGAAGAUGACGACGACAGCUAUGAUGAAGAAGUAGCUAUACAUGAAGCCUACUUUACCUCCGUCAUGGACCACUAUCUUCACCUACGAACUAUCCUUCAUGCCGCCACUCCCCAGAACGCCCGUUCUCGUCUCGCAAAGGCGCAACUCAAGACCGAAGCCCCUGCAGAUAAUCAAACCUCUGUGAUAGCCACCUGGUCGCGAAUUUUGCGCGACACUGAUCCUCAUCCACUUCAGAUCGCUCACAUGUCCAAAGACACGACGCUGCGAAUACUGCGCAUCAUGCUUGGCGGCAAGUUUCUUCGUCGCGGGUACACACUUCCAGAACGUACGAGUCGCUGGGUCUGGGCAUUACUUGCAAGACUGCCAGAUAGGGGCGAACUAAACUAUGCUGAGAUUGGUUGGAUUCGUGACCUGGGACGAAGAGCAGUCCUCUUGGGCAGAAGUUUAUCAGAAAUGGCGGCAUUAAGAGACGAGUUGGCAGAAGGUGGGCUUGGCGCGCAUGAAGCUGUUGAUAGAAGCAGCAGUGACGAAGACGUUAUGGCCGAUCCAGAAGACAUGGAGGUCGAAGGUGCCAUCAGCGCAGAGGAGGACGAAGAUGAUUCCACGCCACCUGAAACCGGACAGGAAGUCGAACAAACAUCAAAAGUCACAGAGCCCACAACGAGUUCACUGCCAAAGCCUGAUGCAGAAGAAGGUGAGAUAGAGGAAGAGGAAGACGUGGCUAUGGAUACUGCAUCGGACUCGGAUGCCGAAGAAGGUGAGCUUGCUGCUCCAGAGUCCGAUGUGAAUCUCGAAGCAGCGAAAGAACGAUUGCUCGCCCAAAUCAAUGGUGGAGUGGCUCAAGAGGGCGACGAAGGCGCAGCGAAGGAGGCUGCGAAACAGCGAUUGCGGGCGAAUCUACGUGCUACCAUCAACAUGAUCUUGACGGUAGCUGGUGAGUUUUACGGACAGAGAGACUUGCUCGAGUUCCGCGAGCCCUUCGUGGGCAUGUAA